Messenger RNA from Diaporthe amygdali, 1227 nucleotides. RefSeq lists its product as uncharacterized. NCBI's taxonomy places the organism in Eukaryota, Fungi, Ascomycota, Sordariomycetes, Diaporthales, Diaporthaceae. The record is from RefSeq and is a predicted model, not a curated record. The transcript has 6 exons. The coding region runs from base 1 to 1227 and encodes 408 amino acids.
AUGUCGACCGCCGACCAGGGUUCGGCUUUCACUCCCGAAGAGCUUGCGUAUUGGAUGGAACACGAGAGUGACACGUUGGUCCCGAACAUCAUCAUCUGUGCAACAAUCACGGCCGUCUUCUCAACGCUGUUUGUGAUUCUUCGAUUUAUCGGCCGUUUUCUACAGCAUCGCACCUGGCGUCCCGCGCUGAAUGACUGGCUCGUGCUAGCAGCCUGGGUAUUCUUCAUAAUUUCUGAUGUUUGUUUUGCUAUGCUUACCCCGUACGGAGGUGGUCGCCAUGUGAUCUAUAUUACCAAUCCAUACAUGCUACAAGUUUUCAGCAUUCUUAGUGAGGGCUUCUACGGCCUUUCGAUGGGAUCGUUGAAGCUCAGCCUUCUCUCCCUAUACGCGGCGAUCUUUCCGCAGAAGAACUUCCGUUACCUGCUGUGGGGAGUGGCCGUGUUCAUCAUCGGCUGGAGCCUUACCACCUUCUUUGGAUCAAUAUUGCAAUGCGUCCCUGUGGAGAAAGCCUACAUUGCCUCGCUCUCUGGCUACUGCAUCUCCUAUCCGAAGCUUUCCUUGACCAUCACAGUCUGCAACGUGAUCACUGAUUUCGUCAUCAUCCUGUUACCGAUACCGCUCGUCUUGAAGCUGAACACCACCCAGAAGAAGAAACUUGCCAUUAUUGCCACCUUUACCGCAGGUUGCAGCGCCGUCCUUGUAUCUAUCGUGCGCCUUGUAUAUGCCCUACACGUAGGCUCAGUUGACGGAUCUUGGACUGCCAUUCCCGCGGGAUACACAUCCUGCGUCGAGCUAACCCUCGGGUUCCUGGUCGUCUCCAUUCCGGCAUAUCGCCCCCUCAUCAUGAAGCAGAUUCGGCUCAGCAACGGCUCAACAGUCUGGUCCUGGCGGGCGAGCCGCAGACGUGGCCUCUUGGAAUCCUCCAAGUACCCCUACGGUAGUGACGGAUACAACGCCAGCGGCCGCAAGGGAAGUGCUCCGAGCGGUCCACAAACAGACAUUAGUACAAUGGAGCUAAAUAGCAUGAGAGACAAGCGGAGCAACAGCCACGACCACGGCAGGGGUUACACCACUGUGGUGGUAGCGAGCGAGCAGAACAUCCCAAGGCUGCCGAGUUCUGGGAUCCAUGUCACAGACCAAGUUGAGCAGACAAAAAUGGCUAGAAACAACUCGUCUUGGCUCCGUAUUGGAGAUGAGGAACUAGGUAUGCCGGGCAGGAGGGCUUAG